AUGAAUAACUCAGUCUCGGAUCGCAGUUUUUACAUUGAGAGUGAAGAUGAAGAAGAUGAGGAAAAGGAAUUCAACAAAAGCAUAGAAGAUGGAGGAAACGACUCUGAUUCUUCUGAAUCUUAUACUGAAAAUCAGCAGCAGAAUAUUCCCAGUUCUUACAACACCCAAUGGCCUCAAAGUUACAGGCAAUCCAUUGAUCUGUAUAGUAGUGUACCAUCCCCUAGUAUUGGGUUUCUGGGCACUCCUUCAUUGUCAAGAUUAGGAAGUUCAUUUCUUUCCUCAUCACUGACAAGAAGGCACACUCCCGAAACAUUACCUUUCUUGACGAAACCCUCGGUACCGAUAGUUGCGGAUGAGCAGCAACAACAGCAACAGAGACGUAGUUCUCAUUCUCUCCUUCCUCCUAUUCAUUCAAGGAGGUCUUCUAUUAGAAAAGAUGAUAAACCAUCCAGGGUUUCUCAUGAACAUCAUCCUAUUUCUCGCCACAGCUCAUUCACACAAGCUGUGAUUAAUGGAAUUAAUGUUCUUUGUGGGGUUGGAAUCCUUUCCACACCAUAUGCAAUCAAAGAAGGAGGAUGGCUUGGGCUCUUGAUUUUGCUUAUAUUUGCAGUGCUUUCCUUCUACACUGGAUUACUCCUGCGUCGCUGCUUGGAUAGUCAGCCUGGCCUUGAAACUUACCCGGACAUUGGCCAAGCUGCAUUUGGUACGGGAGGACGAAUCGCCAUCUCGAUAAUACUGUACGUGGAAUUAUAUGCUUGCUGCAUAGAAUAUAUAAUUUUGGAGAGUGAUAACUUGUCUUCACUAUUUCCAAAUGCGCACCUAAGUUUGGGUGGAUACAUGCUAGAUUCUCGCAUUUUAUUUGCGAUUUUGACCACCCUAGCUGUUCUUCCUACUGUAUGGCUUCGAGACCUCAGUGUUCUUAGCUACAUCUCAGCUGGUGGAGUUAUUGCAUCGAUCGUGGUGGUCCUUUGCUUGUUUUGGGUUGGUCUAGUUGAUGGAGUUGGCUUUGAGAACAAAGGAACACCACUGAACCUUUCAACUCUUCCUGUUGCAAUGGGUCUCUAUGGCUACUGCUACUCAGGACAUGCUGUUUUCCCAAACAUUUAUACUUCAUUGGCAAAACCAAACCAAUACCCUGCAAUCCUCUUAACAUGUUUUGUGAUUUGCACUAUUUUGUAUGGCGGAGUUGCUGUCAUGGGGUACACAAUGUUUGGGGAAUCAACAGCGUCACAGUUCACUCUCAACAUGCCUCACGAUUUGGUUGCCUCCAAGAUUGCUCUGUGGACUACGGUAGUCAACCCAUUUACCAAAUAUCCUUUAUUGCAAAUUAUGCAGAUAAUGAAUGCCAUCUGA
This is a messenger RNA of Prunus armeniaca (apricot), 1353 nucleotides long. The record is from the annotation of a GenBank genome assembly. NCBI's taxonomy places the organism in Eukaryota, Viridiplantae, Streptophyta, Magnoliopsida, Rosales, Rosaceae.